Perca fluviatilis (European perch) is the source of this 1484-nucleotide messenger RNA. It is a transcript of the gene thg1l, whose product is annotated as tRNA-histidine guanylyltransferase 1-like. Bases 137 to 1036 code for a protein of 299 amino acids. NCBI's taxonomy places the organism in Eukaryota, Metazoa, Chordata, Actinopteri, Perciformes, Percidae. The transcript is spliced from 7 exons. The record is from RefSeq and is a predicted model, not a curated record. Gene Ontology annotation, biological process: tRNA modification. Gene Ontology annotation, molecular function: magnesium ion binding; tRNA guanylyltransferase activity.
GGUUUUAGACUUGCGCUCCGGAACCAAUGUUCGUAGCGUCUGCGGAAUCACUACGACAUAAUUCGUUGACGGACUGUACACAAACCAACGUAUGUGAGUGUGUGUGUGUGUGUGUGUUGUUUUCAGGAGCACCCUCAUGCUGAUUGGAAAGGCUUUUAGACUUGGUGGACGUGUCAGGUCUGGGGUUAUCAAACCGUUGGCCUGUCUUUUUACCGCUCCCAGCAACAUGGCCAAGAGCAAGUUUGAGUAUGUGCGCAACUUUGAAACCGAUGACACGUGUCUACGAAACUGCUACAUUGUUGUGAGACUGGACGGGCGCAACUUCCACAAGUUUGCAGAGCAGCACGAGUUUACAAAGCCCAAUGACAACAGAGCCUUGGGCCUGAUGAGCCGGAGUGCACGCUCUGUCAUGGAAGAACUCGAGGAUAUCGUCAUCGCUUACGGUCAAAGUGACGAGUUCAGCUUUGUUUUCAAGAGGACCUCCACCUGGUUUAAAAGGCGAGCCAGUAAGCUCAUGACCCAUGUGGCCUCCCAGUUCUCCUCUUCAUAUGUGUUUUACUGGAAGGAGUUUUUUGGGGAACAGCCCCUCUUGUACCCCCCAGGCUUUGAUGGACGUGUGGUCCUGUAUCCUAGCAACCACAACCUCAGAGACUACCUCAGCUGGAGGCAGGCAGAUUGUCACAUAAAUAAUUUGUACAACACAGUGUUUUGGACUUUAGUACAAAAGGGGGGACUCACCACAGCCCAGGCAGAGGAUCGCUUAAAGGGAACAUUAGCUGCAGACAAAAAUGAGAUCCUGUUCUCUGAGUUUGAUAUCAACUACAACACUGAACCUGCCCUCCACAGGAAAGGCACUACUCUCAUCUGGGAAAAGAGGGAUGAAACUGUCCUCAAACGCAUGAAGCUCCCCAACGAAGAGGAGAAGGACGUGGCCGUGACUCGCAGCAGGAGGAGGGUGCAGGCCCACCACUGUGACAUUAUCGGAGAGCAGUUCUGGGAGGACCACCCAGACGUCCUGGAGGACGACAACUGCUAACAACAGGAGAAAACCUCUGAACGGAGUCUGGCCAGCCAUACAAGCAGUGGGCAGACGAUAGAACAGCUUGUUGUUGACUGAUGGAGAGAAACAACAUGCCACCCAUGAAGCUUAGUACACUUGAAUACUUUGAAAGAGCUUUUUCUGAGACUGAAGCCUUUUGAUGAUUGACUUUGUACAAUGACUCUCUCCCAGGAACAACCUAUUUUUACUUUUACAUAUUAAACUUGUAUCAUAAUGUUCCCUAGGACGUGUUCUGCUUAAAUCAGUGAUGAUGCCUGUCAUGUUCAAAGGGAAGCAGAAGAUUUCAUAAGCUUUCAGCAGUUGGUGUUGAGGACAUAUACGCAGCAGUUUGAUACUGCCCCAGACAUCUUCCCAAUCCUAGUCUAGUGCAUGUAGCUUUGCGUAAGUUGCUUUACCAAAAAUAUAUUUGAUAUCAUGAAUAACA